Molecule: messenger RNA, 3635 nt
Organism: Patiria miniata (bat star)
Lineage: Eukaryota; Metazoa; Echinodermata; Asteroidea; Valvatida; Asterinidae
Product: rho-related protein racA-like
Exons: 14
Coding region: 488-2569 (693 amino acids)
Biological process (GO): small GTPase-mediated signal transduction
Molecular function (GO): GTP binding; protein binding; GTPase activity
Source: RefSeq, a predicted model, not a curated record
UUAAUGGCCAAAUCUUUGUACUCGGCAAAAUGAGAUAUAAAACUGAAUCUUGUUUCUUUUUGUUCAGCACCAUGAAGAACUAAAACUUUCGCCACAGGUCAUGCCCCUGGCCCAAUAAAUCCCAACACUGACUAGACUGGAGUCUGUGUGGAUGUUUGCCCAAUUUAGAUCCGAUUAUUGACUACAUAAAGUUCAAGAUCAUCAACAGUGGUGGAUGUUGUUGCACCCCCUACCCCUCCCACCCGGCCCUACCACAGGAGUGGCUAACUGGCUGGACACCAUUGAACACUUGGUGGCGGUGUUUAGAGUUCAGUUUACGUCAACACGGAAGUAAAAGCGAGUGAAGCUGUGUCGUCUGUACCCGUCUGACACGUCCAGACGUCUGACCUCGAGUUCUCCGUAUUGAGCCACACAACGGUUGACUUGCCAUCAUGAUCUUGAAAGGCUGAGAGAAAUAUUGUCAUUAGCAUUUCCAACAGAUGUCACAAUGCCCAAACACGCCAAAAAGAAGAUAGUGAAGAUCUCAUUGGUUGGGGAUAGUACUGUUGGCAAGACCUGCCUGUGCAUCUCCUAUUCCCAUGGUUACUUCCCCAAGGAUUACAUCCCCAACGUUUUUGACCUCUACUUUUGUGAUGUGGUAGUUGGAGGGAAGCCUUUUGCCCACAGUCUCAUCGACUUGUCUCACCAGGGUGAAGACUAUGAUCGUCUGAGGCCUCUGAGCUAUCCAGGAACGGACAUCUUUAUGAUGCUUUUCUCUGUGGAGAACCGGUCUUCACUUGAAAGCAUAGAAGGAAGAUGGCUACCAGAGAUUCGCCAUCACAUGCCCGACACUCCAAUUCUUCUUGUUGCAACAAAGAUAGACCUUCGUGGGAGUUCCCAACAUGAUUAUAUCACAUUUGAAGAAGGCUUCAACUUAGCUCAGAAACAUAAUUUGGCAUAUACAGAGACCAGUGCAGUACUCAACACAAAUGGAAAAGACCAUGCGGAGCAACCUAUUGGUUGCUGCAGUGAACCACUUACUCCUAACCAUGAGGAGGUCGACGUCUUUCAUCUGUAUUUCUCUGUUCGGAGCAAGUCUUCCUUGGCGAAUGUUGAAUCUCGAUGGAUUCCAGAGAUCCGCCAUGCCAUGCCUGACAUUCCAAUCCUUCUAGUUGCAACCAAGAUAGAUGAUCCUUGGAGUGCCCAUCGGAGACGCAUUGUCUCAUAUGAUGAAGGCUUGAAGGUGGCCAAGAAACACAACGUGGGAUACACUGAGAUGACGGGGUUGCUGAACAUGAACCUAAAAGAUUGCUUUGAGAAGGCAGUUUACAUCGCUGAUGAGGCAAGCAAGCCACUGAAGAAGAGAGGUUUUGGAUUUUUUGGUUUUGGGAAGAGGAAGCAGAAAGCCCGCCCACCUGAGAAACCCCCACUAGAUGAAGCCCCGCGGAUUGAAAUCCAGACAUCAACAAUUGCAGAGGACUUAGGCAAGGCGUUGGAGCAGCCAUCUUACUCUGACGUCACCUUCCUCGUUGAAGGGAAAAGCAUCUUGGCUCACAAAGUGGUGCUGUGUAGUGCCUCUAACUUCUUCUGCUGUGUCUUUGGCCUGAGACCGCCAGACCAGGAUACAGGAAGCAGCUCCAAAGUGUGGAACUUUACCUGGGAGGACAUUAACGAGGGCAAGAUUGCAGGUCUAGCUGGUAUCCUUGAUGUAGUGACCCCAGACAGUAGCUCAUGUGAUAAACCAACGACCCAGGUUACAAUCAGUGAAGACAUCUCUUACAAGACCUUCCACCAUGUCUUGGAAUUUCUCUACACAGGUCUACCUAACAUCCCAGAGGGAGCAAGUGCAGAGGACAUAGUGGCUUUACAGAUGGCAUCCAGCACAUUCUGUUUGCCUAUGCUUGAUAGCAUCAUCAAGAACUUACAGAACGUAGCGGAGUUUCUGAAUCCCAGCAUCAGGACUUUCCUGAACGAUCAGACAGGACAGAGAGCCAAGCAGUUGUUCCUCAACAGUCAGGAAUUGUCCGAUAUCAGAUUCAGAGUUGAAGACCAGACAUUCUUUGCGCACAAGAUAUUGCUAACAUCCCGCUGCGAAAUAAUGGCCCGAAUGUUUAGUGGCGUCUUCACAGAAAGCAACAAAGAAGAGAUUAGAAUAGAAGACGUGAGUCCGGAGUGUUUCCUAGCCCUCUUGGAGUACCUGUAUACUGACCACGCCCCUAUAGAGGAGGGAGAUGCCGUGGGCAUCAUGGUAGCUGCCGAUCGGUACGGCCAAGAACGACUGAAGAAUCUCUGUGAGUUGUACAUCACCAAGGGUGUGGAUGUAGCUGUGGCAGACUGCAUAGAGGAGGCACACGUUGAUGUCAUUGGACUGCUGCACACAGCUCAGAUGCACAAUGCAACCCAGCUGGCCGCAUGGUGUCUUCAUUUCAUCUCAAGUAACUUCAUGGCCUUCAAGCAGCGGGCAGAGUUUAAGACGUUGGAGGGGGAGAACCUGAAGUACAUCAGCGAGAACCGCUGGCCUCCCGUCAGCUACCUAGAAGAACUGGAGAAAUACAACGCCAAAUACGGGCAGAAGGAAGAGAACAGUUAAACAAUUCAGGAGCAAAAAGAUCUAUGCAAAACCCUUUUUUGGUGCUUGUGGUAGGUCUGGCGAUACUGAUUUUUUUGUAGCCGAUUCUCCCCCCCCCCCCCCGUAAAAUCGGCGAUAUGGGGUCAAAUUGUCAACAAAUUAAAAAAUUAACAUUUAAAUAGCGAUCUUCACAAUACUCCAAAUGUAUACGCACAGAUGGAAAGGUAAGAAGUUUGGCCAACCAGGAACUUGCUGAAACAGAUCAUUUUUUUUCCCCCCACGUAUAGUCAAAUUAUUCUGAUUACGUUUUCAAUUUCCCUGGAAGUCAUCCGCAUCGUAAGUCACCGCGAACCUGACAUGUGCAAAAUGUCCGUCAUUCAGCGCCUGCAUGGCCAGCUCCCAAAGUCCGUACAUGUGCGCGGACUUUUUGGGGGGUCCUGAAUUUGGGAAGAUAUUGCAUGAAAAAAAUAAUCAAUUGUAACUGGGGAGAGUGAUAUGAAUUAAUGUAAAGGGCUCACUCUCCUCACAACCGAGUGGUUCCACUAAAUAAUAUGGGUGGAGCGAAGUUUUCUGGUUGUCUCAGUUUAUCAAAAUAUUUUAUUUACAACACAGUUGAACUGAUUUCACAUGUAUGAGACAAUGUAUUUACAAAUUUAUAACUGGUGUUACCAAAAGAAUUAGUGUGUAUAGAACUUUGGUAUAAAAAGAACGACAGUCAAAAGGGAAUGGAAGCUGUAUAGAUCUAUCCAAUGAUCUGAAAUUACAAACAAUAUUAAUGACUAAUGAAUUAUGGGGAAACUUUCAGAUCAAAGUACAUUAUUAACGACAUUAAAUUCAAAGUAAUUUGGGGAAACACUGUUUUCCUUAUUUUUAAAUCAAAGAAUACUUUUUAUAAAUACAUCAGUACUUUUUAUAAAUACAUCAGUAAGUGAAAACUUUUACCACGUUGCCCAAAGAGAAAAAUUAUUUAAAAUGGCAACUAUGCAAGAAUAAGAAUAUUGUAUAUAUAUUAGUGCAAUUUUUUUAAUUCCGAAAAUAGAAAUGUAUUAUUUACCAAAUAAUGUUAUAAAAUAAUGAAGUAAGAAUA